CGGAAAGAAGCAAGCGAGCUGUGCGAGAGAGUUGCGCGAGUCGUCAGUCUUGCGAUGUUGUUGGCCUGGAACGGUUCGGGGUGUCUAAUCGGGUCGCUUAGUUCGGUCGAUAUUGCUGAUUGUGGUGUGAUUUUCAGUGAAGUGUGGGGACUUGACCGUGCAGAAAUAGAUUGCAUCAACGUUGUUUCGAGGGUGCUAAAGUGAUAAUUAUCAAGUGUGUUGUACAACUGUAUGAACAGUUGUUUAUUCGCGAUAAAGUGAGCCAAUAAAUCCUGUGAGAUGUGCUGAACUCGAACUGCACUGCAGCCUGCGAAGCUAAGGAGCAAAACAAAUUCGACAAAAACGACGCAUCUCGUAGCAGUCGUCGCCAGUGCACAUAGGGCACGGGCUCUUAGCUAGGAGCACUUGCGAAGAAUAGUCCGACCUCUUCUGAGAGGAAAAUAAUCCUUCUUGCAAAUCAUACACACGUACGCGCACACACACACAAAUACUCAUUCAACAUGAUAGUGAAACUAAGUUUGCGGCAAAAAACGGCAUCGCUGGCAUGCAUCACAGCUGUAGCCUGCUUGUUGUCAUUAACGAUAGGACCACGAUUCGUACCGCAGACAUUGCUUUCGGCCCUGGUCAUGUACCUACUGAGUGGCGAUAGGCCCACCAUUGUGUACGCCACGGUCCGGACACUACCACGAGAUUUGAAUGCUGCCAUAUGUUUCAUCCGGUUAAAUCUCACCCUGUACCGGUGGGACAAACGCAAGAUGACGGUGGUGAAGGUUUUCGAGGAGCUGGCAGCCAAACAGCCCUCCAAGGUGGCCCUCGUCAUGGAUGACCAGCGGCUAACGUUCGGCGAGGUGAAGCAGCUCUCGGACCGGAUUGCCAGCUAUUUCCAUUCGAAGGGGUUCAGCAAGGGCGACACGGUGGCACUGAUGAUGGAAACCCGAACCGAGUACCCGUGCAUCUGGCUGGGGUUGGCCAAGCUUGGCGUGGUGACCGCACUGAUCAAUACCAAUCUGCGGCGGGAGACGCUAAGGCACUCGAUUGCGGUGGCUAAUUCGAAAGCAAUCAUCGUCAGUGCCGAACUAGCCGGAGCUGUCGCCGAAAUUUUGGAACAAGACGGCAUAAAGGGACUGCCCAUCUACCUCUACGGCAAUGAACAGUCGGAAAAAAAUGAUCAGUUACCAAAUGCUGACAACCUAAGACAAGCUUUGGACAAUGUACCGAGUGUGGAUUUAAGCUCUCUGUGGAAUGAUGUAUCACCGAGAGAUAAAUUAGUUUACAUUUACACCUCCGGAACGACGGGAAUGCCCAAGGCGGCUGUAAUCACCAACUCCAGAUUCAUCAUGAUGGGUACAGGUUGUUACUUCAUGCUGUCACUCAGGAACGACGACGUCAUUUACAACCCAUUACCUCUGUACCAUUCUGCCGGUGGAAUGGUAGGCAUGGGAAGUGUCCUGCUCUGUGGAUUGACCGCUGUGCUAAGGAAAAAGUUUUCCGCCUCCAAUUUCUUCCCAGACUGCAUCAAAUACAACUGCACGGUUGCCCAGUACAUUGGCGAAAUCUGUCGAUUCGUGCUGACUACUCCGCCACGACCAACCGAUAGCCAGCACAACGUUCGAAUGAUGUUUGGCAACGGGCUGCGGCCGCAGAUCUGGACUCAAUUUGUGUCCCGCUUCAACAUCAGCCAAGUUUGCGAGUUCUACGGAUCAACGGAGGGUAACUCCAAUUUGAUGAAUCUGGACAACACGGUGGGAGCAGUAGGAUUCGUUCCCGCGUUCGCGAGGACACUCUACCCGGUGACGCUGGUGAGAUGUGAGGAGGAAACCGGCGAAGUGAUUCGUGGUCCUGAUGGGUUGUGUAUUCGGUGCAAACCAGGGGAGCCGGGAGUGUUUGUCGGCAAGAUCAAUCUGAAGAAUGCUCUCAAUUCGUUUGUGGGCUACGCUGAUAAGAAGGCUUCCGAGAAGAAAGUGCUGAAGGAUGUGUUCGCGAAGGGGGACAUGUUCUUCAACUCGGGUGACAUUUUGGUGGCGGAUUUGUUCGGGUAUUACUAUUUCAAAGAUCGGACCGGGGACACGUUCAGAUGGCGUGGUGAGAACGUUGCAACAUCUGAAGUGGAGGGUGUUAUAACGAACAUCGUUGGACUCAAAGAUUGUGCUGUCUACGGAGUUGACAUUCCCGGAACAGAAGGUAAAGCCGGAAUGGCCGCCAUCGUCGAUACCGAGGGCAAGCUGGACCUAGAGCAGCUGGCUGCCGGCAUCCGCGGAAGCUUGCCUCCGUAUGCGCGACCACUGUUCAUCCGAGUCCUUUCGGAACUACCAAUGACGACGACGUUCAAGCUGAAAAAACGUGACCUUCAGAGCGAUGGAUAUGACAUCAGCAAAAUCAAUGAUCCCAUCUAUUUCCUGCAAGGAAACGGGAGCUACACCCGGUUUAGUGCCGACGAAUUUGCCACAGUGAGCAGCGGCAAGGGCAAGUUCUAGGGCGGAUGGUCCCUUCAAGCGAUAGUCAAAAUUGAAUAGCCAAAAGACAAGACAGCUUACCAAUCAAUUCCAAUCGACUGAAUAGUAUGGUUUUUAAUAGAGUUUUAUGAUGUGUCGAGUUAGUUAUAAGGAAUGAUUUUGUUUUUAGUCCGGAGUUUAUCCAAUCUGCAAGUUAUUUUUAAAAAUCUCACUUCUGGUAAGGUGAUUGUUACAUAUGCCAUCGAGUGGAACUCCAAGAUAUUCAUAGUUUAAUUGCUUCGGAAUAUAAGUUCAGUUUAAAAUAAAUAUGAAAAAUCUAGAAAAA
Armigeres subalbatus is the source of this 2778-nucleotide messenger RNA. RefSeq names its product long-chain fatty acid transport protein 4 (gene Fatp3). NCBI's taxonomy places the organism in Eukaryota, Metazoa, Arthropoda, Insecta, Diptera, Culicidae. Bases 501 to 2474 code for a protein of 657 amino acids. The record is from RefSeq and is a predicted model, not a curated record. The transcript is spliced from 11 exons. Gene Ontology annotation, cellular component: endoplasmic reticulum. Gene Ontology annotation, biological process: triglyceride homeostasis. Gene Ontology annotation, molecular function: long-chain fatty acid transmembrane transporter activity; long-chain fatty acid-CoA ligase activity.